AAAUCUUAUUAAUUUAAAUACUUUAUAAAAACCCCAAAAUUAGAAUAGCACCAAAUGUCUAUGGUCUUUUAUUUAUUUGUUUUUCAUGAUGGGUUUGUUUGGAUAUAUAGGGAAGAGAAGAAAAAAAAAGAAAAAAACAAUAGGGUUCUUUCUCUCCGUCUCCCUGCAUCAUCGUUGAAUCCUACAGGGGGGGAGAGUCUCUGCAAAAGAAAAAAAAAAAAAGAAAAAGAAAAAGAGCUUCUUUGACUCUCCUUCCUGUUAUCUCUUUCACAUUCACUCUUCUGAGUUGGUAUUUUUCACAUUCUUUAAGUUCUUGUAUUAAAUUAAUUGAAGCUAAUUUGGAUAUCCCUCAGAUUCUUAUCCAGAUCUUCAGAAUUUCUUGGAUUUUGCUUUUCUUUGGUAUAAAUUGGAAGUUUUGGAGAGGCGCGUUAAUUCAUGGGGAAUUGCUGUGCGACUCCAGCUUCCAGCUCUUCACCUGACAAGAAGAAGAAGAAGAAGAAAGCCAAAGAGGAAAACAAGCAGCAAAAUCCAUUCUUUGGCGAUGAUUAUGUUGUGAAGAAUGGAUCUGGAUAUAUGGAGAAGCUCGUGGUCUUAAAAGAACCCACAGGCCGUGAUAUUUCCGCACAUUACGAUCUGGGUUGUGAGCUUGGCCGGGGUGAAUUUGGGGUUACAUACUUGUGCACUGAUAUAAGCAAUGGUGAAAAGUAUGCUUGUAAAUCUAUAUCCAAGCAGAAGCUAAGAACUGCAGUGGAUGUUGAGGAUGUGAGGAGGGAAGUUGAGAUAAUGAAGCAUUUGCCUCCACAUCCAAAUAUCGUCUCCUUGAAGAGUACUUAUGAGGAUGAUAGUGCUGUGCACAUUGUGAUGGAAUUAUGUGAGGGAGGGGAGUUGUUUGAUAGGAUUGUAGCACGGGGCCAUUACACAGAAAGGGCAGCUGCUGCAGUUAUGAAGACAAUCGUGGAAGUGGUUCAGAUGUGCCAUAAACAUGGUGUCGUGCAUCGUGAUCUCAAGCCAGAGAACUUUCUGUUUGCAAAUAAGAAGGAAACAGCACCCCUAAAAUCAAUUGACUUUGGGUUGUCAGUCUUCUUUAAACCUGGUGAAAAAUUUAAUGAGAUAGUGGGUAGUCCUUAUUACAUGGCUCCAGAGGUUCUAAGACGCAAUUAUGGCCCAGAAGUUGAUGUCUGGAGCGCUGGAGUUAUUCUCUAUAUUUUACUCUGUGGUGUCCCACCUUUUUGGGCAGAAACUGAGCAAGGGGUAGCACAGGCAAUUAUUCGUUCUGUCAUUGAUUUCAAGAGGGAUCCAUGGCCUAAAGUUUCUGAUAAUGCAAAGGACCUAGUGAAGAAAAUGCUUAAUCCUGAUCCUAAGCUACGACUUACGGCUCAGCAAGUGCUUGAACAUCCUUGGAUACAAAAUGCAAAGAAGGCUCCAAAUGUCUCACUGGGGGAGACUGUGAAAGCAAGGCUCAAACAGUUUUCCACGAUGAACAAACUGAAGAAAAGAGCACUGAGGGUGGUGGCUGAGCAUUUGUCAGUGGAGGAAGUGGCUGGGUUACAGGAGGCCUUCGACGUGAUGGACAUCACCAAAAGAGGCAAGAUUAACUUGGAGGAGCUUAGAAUCGGGUUGCAAAAGCUUGGCCACCCAAUUGCUGAUGCAGAUCUGCAAAUUCUAAUGGAUGCUGCUGAUGCUGAUGGUGAUGGAACACUGAAUUAUGGGGAGUUUGUCGCAGUUUCAGUUCACAUUAAAAAGUUGGGCAAUGACGAGCACCUACAUAAAGCUUUUGAAUUUUUUGAUCAAAAUCAAAGUGGUUACAUAGAGAUUGAAGAAUUGAGGGAAUCCUUAAAUGAUGAAGUUGACACCUGUAGUGAGGACGUUAUCAAUGCAAUCAUGCAAGAUGUUGAUACAGACAAGGACGGACGCAUAAGCUAUGAGGAGUUUGCUGCAAUGAUGAAGGCUGGCACAGACUGGAGAAUAGCCUCAAGGCAAUAUUCACGAGAAAGAUUCAAUAGUCUGAGCUUAAAACUAAUGAGGGAUGGAUCGUUGCAGGUACGAAGUUGAAGGUGGAAUGAGGAAAUUGAACAGAAAAAACCAAUGCCAGAAAGAAGAAGAAGAGUCAUCCUCUAUUGUUGGGUUUAUGAAAUUAUAGUCACCUUACCUUUUUCAACUUCAUAGUUUGCUUUGGGAAGGUAGGAGUAGAGGGAUGGACUUAGUUUCUUUGUGUUACAGAAUUCGUUUACCCCGAGAUAGUUGCAGGAGACACAGACAAGUCAGGAAGGAGUUGGAAGGCAGUUAUAUCGUUGUAAAUAUAUCACCAGUUUGAACAAACACUUGUUUAAUUACGUUUAUGAUUUGACCGUUUGAAUCUUUUCUUUUGGAAA
Manihot esculenta (cassava) is the source of this 2372-nucleotide messenger RNA. RefSeq names its product calcium-dependent protein kinase 8. The transcript has 9 exons. Lineage: Eukaryota; Viridiplantae; Streptophyta; Magnoliopsida; Malpighiales; Euphorbiaceae. Gene Ontology annotation, molecular function: calcium/calmodulin-dependent protein kinase activity; calcium-dependent protein serine/threonine kinase activity; calmodulin binding. The coding region runs from base 436 to 2052 and encodes 538 amino acids. The record is from RefSeq and is a predicted model, not a curated record. Gene Ontology annotation, biological process: protein autophosphorylation; peptidyl-serine phosphorylation; intracellular signal transduction. Gene Ontology annotation, cellular component: cytoplasm; nucleus.